CACCAAGAAGAGCUGUUCAGUUGAACUCAGUAAGUUUCUAAAAAGUGUUCUCAGUCUGGACAUGUAACUGAGUCACGAGGGAAUCCAGCUGCACUGUGUGGGAAAAAAAACUUGGCUGUUACUCUGUUUUGUUCUUUCCAAACUGCUGGAUAUAUUUUGCGUCAGAGUGUAGCCACGUCGGCUGACGGACUCAGGGAGAAUGUCAGAGGAGGUGAAGCUAGAGUGUGUGCCGCUGUGUUCUGUGAGCAUGCCAGCUUCUCCCAAACAGGAGGUGUUGUGCAUCUUUGGGACGGGGGACUUCGGGCGCUCUUUGGGCCAGCGUCUCCUGCAGAGUGGCUACAAAGUGGUGUACGGCAGUCGCAGACCUCACAGUUGUGGUCCUUUGCCAUCAGGAACACAGGUGAUGAGCCAUGAAGCUGCAGCCCAGACAGCCAAUCUGGUCUUUAUUUGUGUUCACAGAGACCACUACAACUUUCUGGAAACACUUGCACCUCAGCUGAGAGGAAAGGUGCUGGUGGAUGUCAGCAAUAAUCUCAAGAAGAAUCAAUACCCAGAAGCCAAUGCAGAGUAUCUGCAGAGGCUAGUUCCUGGAGCACAUGUAGUGAAAUCUUUUAACACGCUGUCUGCCUGGGCCCUUCAGAACGGACCCUCAGACGCCAAUAGACAGGUGUACCUGUGUGGGAACAAUACGGAGGCCAAGCAGCUAGUGACGGAGGCAGCUACCAAACUGGGCUUCAGCGUUCUGGAUAGAGGAUCCCUGUCUGCAGCCACUGAACUGGAAGACUUUCCUCUGCAGCUUUUCCCAGAAUGGAGGCUGCCCAUAGCCCUGGCCAUUGGCCUCACGGCCACCUUCUUCUUCUAUCUUGUCAUCAGAGAUGUCGUCUAUGCAUACGUUGUACAAGAGAAAGAUAUCUCUUUCAGAAUAAUGGUUUCCCUGGCUAACAAGGUGUUUCCCAUUGUGUCUCUCAUUAUGCUGUCUCUCUGUUACCUGCCUGGACUCAUAGCAGCCUUCCUUCAGCUACACAGAGGAACCAAAUACAAGCGUUUUCCUGACUGGUUGGAUCGCUGGAUGCUGUGCAGGAAACAGCUGGGUCUGCUAGCUCUUGCCUUUGCUUUCCUGCACGUGCUUUACACCCUUAUCAUUCCUAUAAGAUAUUAUGUGAGAUACAAGAUUGGAGCAAGUACAAUCUCAAAAAUCAAAGAGAACAAAACUUCUGAGUUUGACACCACCGUGGCUUGGCGGACGGACUCUUACUACUCGAUGGGGAUUCUGGGAUUUGGCCUGUAUCUCCUGUUGGGAAUAAGCUCCCUGCCUUCCGUCAGCAAUGCUCUCAGCUGGAGAGAGUUCAGCUUCAUUCAGUCCAAGCUGGGAUACCUGACAUUGUUCUUCUGUACCUUUCACACUUACCUGUAUGGCUGGAACCGAUUCCUUUACGUCUCCUCCUACAAAUGGUACACUCCUCCUGGCUACAUGCUCUGUUUGGUGUUGCCCACUGUGGUGCUGGUGCUCAGACUUCUGCUCCUUCUGCCAUGUGUGGACAGAAGCCUCAUCCGCAUUCGACAGGGCUGGGAGAGGGCCAAUCCCGAAGAUGUCAGCAGGAAAACACUGCUAACGUAGGACUGUAAACACAUAUUUGAUGGUGUGCCCACACACAGUGGUGGGGUUACUUGUCUCUUAAGUGUCCUUUUCGUGUCUUAUACCCAUGGCUACAUUAUUUUGCAAAAGAGCAAAGUCCAAAAUAAAUCCCAUAAGCACAAGUUCUGGCAUGUUAAGGCAUCUAGUCUGCAUUUAAUGCAGUCUCAAUUUGCUUUAAUAUCUUCAGCUUUUUCCUCUUUUGACAUGUAAUUCUGACAUUUUUGUAUGUGUAGUGUUACAGGUUUGCCUCAAAUAUCAAAAAGGGGUUUUGUUGUAUUUUCUAUUAAAAUGACUUGUGACAGCUUUUUCUAUAUUUGUCAACUGAAAGUUGCAGAAUCAUGUUGAUCUGAUUAAAAAAAAAAAAAAAAAAAAUGUCUUUAAAAAAAAAAAUCUGCAUGAAUGGACAUACUGUGAAAUAUUAUUCAAUAAAAAGAUUUGUG
Molecule: messenger RNA, 2076 nt
Organism: Cololabis saira (Pacific saury)
Lineage: Eukaryota; Metazoa; Chordata; Actinopteri; Beloniformes; Belonidae
Product: metalloreductase STEAP4-like
Exons: 10
Coding region: 200-1618 (472 amino acids)
Biological process (GO): copper ion import
Cellular component (GO): endosome; plasma membrane
Molecular function (GO): cupric reductase (NADH) activity; ferric-chelate reductase (NADPH) activity
Source: RefSeq, a predicted model, not a curated record